Molecule: messenger RNA, 1634 nt
Organism: Paramormyrops kingsleyae
Lineage: Eukaryota; Metazoa; Chordata; Actinopteri; Osteoglossiformes; Mormyridae
Gene: rmp24
Product: chromosome 23 C18orf21 homolog
Source: RefSeq, a predicted model, not a curated record
GUAAACAUCCCCUGGGUCUGCACUCUCUGGGCAGAUUCUCUGGAGUGAUGCCAGCCACCGCUGCGGCCCCUCCUGCCCAAACACGGCUCCGUUUUAACGUCUGUGAAUGAUGUUCGAUUGACUCCGAACUCGCUGACGUGGGGCAGCCAUGUCCCCAGCAUGUGGCUCGAGGCCUCGCCAUGCAGUACCAUUUUACACAUUCAGUGAUCAGUAUCUCACAUGCUGUUUGUCCCUGUUUGUUUCACCCUCCUUUGCCAGCGUUUGUUUCACCUCUCUUGUCUGCAUUCUCGUUUGCCCACUUUUUGUUUGCCCACUUUUGUUUCACCCUUGUUUGCCUGUGUUUGCUUUGCCCACAUCCAUUUGCACCCUCUGUUUGACCCGCUCUUUUGCCCUCUUUGUACCAGGUGGGAGCUUCCCGGAGGAGUCAGUCUGCCCAUUCUGCUCCCAGUGGCGCCAGCCGGACAACCACCACGUGAGGGUCAGGCCAAAGCGAAAGGCCUCACGCCGGGUGCAGCAGCUCCUGAGAAGAGAGGCGUCACGGCGCCAUUUGAACCUGGAGCAGACGAGGGUCCUGCGGAAGUUCCAUGGUUCCCGGAGCAUGCUGAUGGCCACAUGUCACACCUGCCACAGGAAGUCGAAGAAAGGUGGCGCAUUGCGAAACUUUUUAGCGUCUUUAUCCAAAAGCCAGAGCACUCCCGAGGGCACCGGCAAAAACAGCUCUGCAAGUUCGACCCCUAGGAUCCUGAGCAAAUCAGCUUCGGAACUCUUCAAGUCCUCCAGCAGGAGCACCCCCUUCAGGACGCCGCGGUCAGCGUCCACCGAAUCGGGCAUCUCCCCCAAACAAGGCAGUGCCACGUCCUCCUUCUCCCGUCUCAGGAAGCUGCUGAUCAAGGGAGACACUCAGACGAGCAAAAAUGGCACUCUAAAGGACUUCCUGUCCUCUCUGUGAGCUGCGAGAGGAAGGACGGGCUGCUGGGGUUCACAGCCAGGUGCCGGCCAUGGAGACGGCUGUCGCUUUUAAUACGUCCGAGGCUCAGAAACAUCAGAUAGUCUUACGAGGGCAGCCCGCAGAAUAACCUCCGGUGAUCUCGCCUCGUCUCACUCCCGGAGAAAAGGAGGGAUUCGGAAAUAUGAAAAGAUGAGUUGCCUGUAAAGGGAUAUUUAUGUUCCGCUUUCUGGAUGUUUAGGUUCCUGUUAAAGCGAAAAGUCCGCAUUUUACCGGACGUGUCCUCUAAUGCUGACUUUACAUGUUGGCUUCUCUAAUGUGUAAACUAACUCUUCUGUCUUAAAAACAGAAAGGCUUGGCUUUCUGCAAUAAAACACUGUUUUUCCAUUAUGUUAGUCUUUUUGUAACACGUUUGUUUUACCUCUUUUUUUCCCUUGGGUUUAAUAACAGGAGUUUAACGAAACGUAUUAUAAAAAGGCUUUUUGGAGUAUCUUCGGCUGGCUGGACUAUUUAUUGCACUCGAGUUCUAGCUUAAAUAUCCCAUUUUAUAUCAAUCUUUUUCAGUUGCAGUACGUGUAUUUGCAGUGGAUAACAUUAUGCUGGUCUUUAUGGAGUAGAUAAUUAUUACAAAAUAAAAUGCUGUGUUUUGAGUUCUAUUAAAUGUAAAUAAAGAAGUUAUUGAAAAAUA